ACACAAUACAACAUUCGCGACGACAACAACAAAAACUUAACAAUUUUCCGACAUUUAAAGAAUAAAAUCAUGUUUGGGGCCACACAAUCAUCGAAUCGCAUGAACGAUUUCGAGGUGGCAUCGCCGCCCGACGACUCUGUUUCGGCAUUGGAGUUCAGCCCAAGCACAUUGCCUUCCAAAAACUUCCUGAUUGCCGGCAGCUGGGACAGCAGCGUACGUUGUUGGGAGGUGGAACAGAAUGGAGCAACAGUGCCAAAAUCGAUAAAAUCAAUGGGCGGACCAGUGCUCGAUGUGUGCUGGUCUGACGAUGGUACGAAAGUGUUUAUGGCGUCCUGCGAUAAGCAAGUAAAGCUCUGGGACUUGGGAUCGGAUCAAGUAAUGCAAGUGGCGGCUCACGAUGGGCCAGUAAAAACAUGUCACAUGGUAAAGGGGCCGAACUGGGAUAAAACAUUGAAGUUUUGGGAUACCCGAUCGCCUAACCCAAUGAUGGCAAUUAACUUACCUGAACGCUGCUAUUGUGCGGAUGGGGAGUAUCCCAUGGCCGUUGUGGGCACUGCAUCGCGGGGCCUAAUCAUAUACUCGUUGCAGAACACUCCUAUCGAGUACAAGCGGCAGGAGAGUCCAUUGAAAUAUCAGCAUCGCACCAUAUCGAUUUUUAGGGAUAAGAAAAAAGAGCCCACUGGAUACGCUUUGGGCAGUAUUGAGGGUCGCGUGGCCAUCCAAUACGUGAACCCGGCUAAUCCCAAAGAUAACUUCACGUUCAAGUGUCAUCGCUCCACAAGCACCUCUGGCUUCCAGGACAUUUACGCCGUAAACGACAUAGCAUUCCACCCGGUGCAUGGCACUCUGGUCACAGUCGGCUCUGAUGGCACAUUCAGCUUCUGGGAUAAGGACGCCCGUACUAAGCUCAAGUCUAGCAAUGCCAUGGAUCAGUCUAUAACCAAGUGCGGAUUUAAUUCGAAUGGCCAAAUAUUCGCUUACGCGGUUUGAUACGAUUGGUCAAAGGGCCAUGAGUACUUCAAUCCAGGAAAGAAGACACAAAUUUUCUUGCGCUCGUGCUACGAGGAAUUAAAGCCAAGGAUCAAUUGAUUGGAGGCUUGUUUUAGUUUGGAGUUAAUCGACAGUAUGAACUGCGAAUAAAAUUAAUUCAGAGC
This is a messenger RNA of Drosophila miranda, 1154 nucleotides long. RefSeq names its product mRNA export factor-like. NCBI's taxonomy places the organism in Eukaryota, Metazoa, Arthropoda, Insecta, Diptera, Drosophilidae. Gene Ontology annotation, cellular component: nuclear pore. Bases 70 to 990 code for a protein of 306 amino acids. The record is from RefSeq and is a predicted model, not a curated record. The transcript is spliced from 2 exons. Gene Ontology annotation, molecular function: ubiquitin binding; RNA binding. Gene Ontology annotation, biological process: transcription-dependent tethering of RNA polymerase II gene DNA at nuclear periphery; RNA export from nucleus.